Molecule: messenger RNA, 531 nt
Organism: Theileria orientalis strain Shintoku
Lineage: Eukaryota; Apicomplexa; Aconoidasida; Piroplasmida; Theileriidae
Exons: 1
Coding region: 1-531 (176 amino acids)
Source: RefSeq, a predicted model, not a curated record
AUGAAUAAACUUUUCGCACUUUUUUUGGCCUUUGGACCAUUUUUUGCCUCCGCGGCUGGCCCAGUCGUCUUCGACGCAAAACUUUUGGCUAAUGGUGAUGACAGAUUUGUGUCCGUUUUACACGGUAACGCCCCUGUUCUAGAACUCGGCGCAGCAAAAAACCUGAGAUUUUUAUUUCUCGUACCCAAAUUGGGUGCCGAUUUCUCCGCUGGCUUCAAAUCUGGCCUCACCCCGAAGGCUCUCGACUUCCUCAAGCUUGCUGAGGGCGCUUCACUUCUCGGCCUGUUCGCCUUCUCUGACUGCAAAGAGUGGUUCGCAGUCGGCGUAAAAACACUUGAAGGAGGACUUGUCUUCGAAAAGUUCCUACAUGGCGCUAAAGGCGGAGCUCUCACUCCCCUCGGAGGUCUUGACCCUCUGGUCGACUUCCUCAAGGGUAAACUGACUGUUCCCGUUGUUGCUGCACUGCUUAAACUACUCCCAUCUCACCUUGUAGUACACAAACUUCAUGCAGCCUUUGCCCAUUUGUUGUAA